CUCUUCGAUCGGUUGGUUGAUUUAUGGUAAAGUUAAUAAAAGUAGCUUCUCGUUAAUUGAAAGAGAAAGCCUUUUUGCUGAUAUUUUAUUGACAAAUUUGUAUUAAAAGUUCAAUCGUUUAGUGUGGUUUAAGGCAUUGUCAGGUUAGGAAGUGAGACAGCUAACAUAUAAAAUGUACCCAAGUAAUCUUUUCAGACUCAUUCUAUUAUUGAGUCUAGUUUCAAUUUUAUUGGGAGCAAAAAUACAACCUAAGAACGAAAACGAUCCUUCGAAUAAAAAGCCAUGGGGUCUUAUGGAAGCUAUAGAUGCCACAAAAAAGCUCAAAGGAUUUAAUGGAACUUGGAUAUCAGAUACCGAACUUUACUACACAGCAACUGAUAAAACAAUCCACAUUUAUAAUGUUGAAAAACAAUCUGAUAAGGUUUUCAUCUAUGAUGAAUUUCUGCAACAAUAUUCAGAUGGAACAUUUACACUUUCGCCUGAUAACAAAAAGAUUCUAAUCCGUCAUGGAUUGGAACAAGUUUUUCGUCAUUCUUACAUUGCCAAUUAUGACGUUUUCGAUACUGAAACUGGAAAAAUAAGUAAAGUCCACGAAGGAAAGAAACUUCAACAUUGCGUUUGGUCAACGUCCAAAGGUCGUCUGUCCUACGUCUAUGAAAAUGACGUUUUUGUACGAUUCGAAACCGAUGUAGAAAUCCAAAUUACCAAAGAAGGUGUCACUGGGGAAAUUUAUAAUGGAGUACCCGAUUGGGUGUAUGAGGAAGAAGUUCUUAGCAGCGCCAGUGCUAUGUGGUGGUCACCGGAUGGAAAUAUUCUAGCUAUCGGGUUUUUCAAUGAUACCGAAGUUGAAACUUUCAAAUAUACAAUUUAUGGUGAAAGUAAUGAUCCCGAAUAUCAAUAUCCAAAGGAAAUCGAAUUAAAAUAUCCCAAAGCUGGAUCACCAAAUCCAAUUGUUGCUGUCAAGGUAUUCGAUUUCACAAGUAAUAAAUUUGACGUUAUGAAUACAAUUGAAGCUCCAGUAAAUAUUGUGAGCGAAGAUCACAUUUUACAAAAUGUUCAAUGGAGUAGCAAGAAGGAAAUGUUAAUAACAUGGCUGAAUCGAAGACAAAAUGUAGCUUCGUUGCAAGCUUGCACGUUUGAUGGAAAGUGUAAAGAGGUAACACGUAUUAAUGAACCUAAGGGUUGGGUUACUAUUGGAAAACCUAUUUGCUUCAAAAAUGGACAAAAUUGUCUCUUCACUAAUUGGAUUGGAAAUUGGUAUCAAAUUUGGAACUUAGACUUAAAGACUGGAGAAAACAUUUGGGCUGCACGAGGGGAUUUCACCGUUACAGCAUUGUACGGUUACGAUGAGGCCAAUAACAAUGUAUACUAUCAAGCCACUCUUCCCGGAGACCCAGCUCAACAUCACGUUUUCCGUGAUGACACAUGUUUGUCGUGUGAAUUGAUAGAUGAAGACGGUGAUAAAUGCCGUCAAGCGUCAGCGACAUUUAGCAAAGGCUACACGUUCUAUAGUUUGACAUGUACAGGACCAAAUCCCAGUUAUACGGACUUAUUUGAUUCAAAGACCAAUACAAAAAUUGUUACCUGGCAAGACAACCAUGAAUUCCGAAAAAUGUUAUCUGGCAAACUUCGUCCUCAAAUCAAGUUUCUAAAUGUCACUUUAGGUGAUGGUUCAAUUGGAUUUGCUAAACUCUAUUUGCCACCCAAUCUUACAUUGGAUAAACCAAUUUUGAAUAAAAAACACCCUCUGAUUGUUUAUGUCUAUGGUGGACCGAAUUCUGUGAGGGUAACGAACGCUUUCACAGUUGGCCUUGAGGGAUAUUUGACAACAAACAAAGAUGUUGUCUAUGCUAUUGUCGAUGGACGUGGAACUGGAAAUAAAGGAAAAGACCUGCUCUACAGUGUUAAUAAUAAUUUAGGUGAACAUGAAGUCGAAGAUCAAAUAGCUGUGACGAAAGAUUUGAAAAAGACAUUCAAAUUCUUGAGCAAAAAUAGAACAGCUAUGUGGGGUUGGAGUUAUGGUGGUUACAUGACAGCAAAGACAAUAGCAGCUGAUGAUGAGAAUGUCUUCCAGUGUGGAAUAUCAGUGGCUCCAGUGACGUCUUGGAUUUAUUAUGACACCAUUUACACUGAGCGAUUUAUGGGACUACCAACAAAAGGUGACAAUUUAGAGAACUAUAAGGUCAGCAAUGUUUUCGAAAAAUUGGAUAACUUCAAAACACACGAUUUCAUGUUGAUUCAUGGGUCUGGUGAUGACAAUGUUCAUUAUCAGCAAAGUUUGAUGCUGGCUAAAGUGUUACAACACAAUGACAUACUCUUCAGUCAGAUGACCUAUCCUGAUGAAGACCAUUCAAUUGGAAACUAUCUACCUCAUUUAUAUCAUACUAUUGAUGUGUUUUUCACAAAUUGUCUUGACCUUAAGGCCUAAACACAUGAUGCAUGUGGGCUACUUCAUUCGUCAGCCGGUCAAGCUGAAGUAACUUUUAGAGAUACCACAAAGUAUUGAAAUGUUAUAACAUUUUGUCAUUUUGCACAAAAAUUAAUUCCUAGAUUAAAAGACUUUUGUUUGUUAGAAAAUGAAUUUAAUGUAUGCAUAAUAAAUUCUAGGAAUUUAACCCAAAAUAAACAUAAAUCAAAUGUA
Eupeodes corollae is the source of this 2641-nucleotide messenger RNA. Its product is annotated as venom dipeptidyl peptidase 4. The transcript is spliced from 9 exons. Gene Ontology annotation, molecular function: serine-type peptidase activity; dipeptidyl-peptidase activity. The record is from RefSeq and is a predicted model, not a curated record. The coding region runs from base 173 to 2428 and encodes 751 amino acids. Lineage: Eukaryota; Metazoa; Arthropoda; Insecta; Diptera; Syrphidae. Gene Ontology annotation, biological process: proteolysis.